ACAAAAUAAAAACAACACAAUUUUUUUCCAGCGAACCAAACCACCAAAAGUGGUCUUGCUGUGGCUGCAGUGCUUGGAUCUACGCUCAACAAGUCGUGCUUGUUGUGUGAGUGUGUGUGAGUGUGUGUGAGGAGCAGACACACUGCCAAUCAUGGGCAAGGAAGACAUGCGUGGGCUCUCCCACUUUAUUGCUGACAUCCGCGCCAGCAAAUCAAAGGAGGCAGAGCUGAAGCGCAUCAACAAGGAGCUGGCCAACAUCCGCGCAAAGUUUGGUGACAAGAAAGGGUUGACUGGCUACCAGAAGAAGAAGUAUGUGUGUAAGCUCAUCUUCAUGUUCCUUCUGGGACACGAGGUUGAGUUUGGCCACAUGGAGGCCGUCAACCUCCUCUCCUCCCUCCACUACUCCGAGAAGCAGAUGGGUUACCUGUUUGCCUCUGUGAUGCUGAACGAGCAGCACGACCUGAUGCGGCUGGUGAUCCAGGCCAUCAAGACGGACCUCAGCAGCCGCAACGAGCUCAACGUGUCGCUCGCCCUGCACUGCAUCAGCAACAUUGGCGGCAAGGAGACGGCCUCCGAGGUCGCAACCCUCGUCCAGCGCCUUCUCGUCGCAGACGAGUCGCCAAACACGGUGAAGAAGAAGGCUGCGCUUGCAAUGCUGCGGCUGUUCCGGGAGGCGCCGGAGCAGGUUGCCAUCGCCGAGUACACCCCACGCGUUAUCCAGCUCCUCACGAGCCCAGACACAGGUGUUGUGACAUCGACUGCGAGCCUGCUGACAGCGCUCGCCUCAGCCAACCCGGACGAGUACCGCAGCUGCGUCGCCGUCGCAAUCAACAAACUCCACCGCAUUGUGCUUGCGCGGUCUGAGCAAGAGGACUACAUCUACUACAGCGUGCCGGCGCCCUGGCUCACCGUCAAGCUCCUCCGCCUCCUCCAGCUUUUCCCCUUCCCAGGUCAGCCCACCUGCUGCUCCCGCCAUGUCUAUGUGUGUGUGUGUGUCUGUCUGUCUGUCUGUCUGCCUGUGUGUGACGGACGGCCAACACGUGUGCGCAUCCAGUACUUCAACGUCAACCACGCGUGCAUGUUCGAGGCAAUGAACCUCAUCGCACACUACGACAACAAUGCUGACCUGCAGAUCAAGGCGUGCACGCUGCUUGGUGACUUCCUCAUCCACAAGGAAACAAACAUGCGCUUCCUCGCUCUCGAGAGUCUGUCUGUGAUGGCGACGACAGAGUAUUCGCACGAGGCGGUCAAGCGGCACAAGUCCUCGGUCAUCCGCGCCCUCAAGCACGAAUCAGACCCCACUGUGCAGCGGCGUGCGGCGGAUGUGCUGUAUGCGCUGUGCGAUUCGGAGGCUGUGGAGCGCGUGGUUGACGAGCUGCUCAACUUCCUCGACCACGCAGACUACUCCGUCCGCGAAGAACUCGUGCUGAAGAUUGCGAUCCUUGCCGAGCGGUUUGUGAAGGACUACAGCUGGUACGUGGACGUGAUGCUGCGCCUCAUCCGCCGCGCCGGCGACCACGUCGCUCCAGAGGUCUGGUACCGCGUCAUUCAGGUGAUUGUGAACCGGCAAGACGUGCAGGACUAUGCUGCAAAGACGUGCUUUGAGGCGCUGCUCGACCCCGCUGUGCACGAGGCCAUGGUCAACGUCGGCGGGUAUGUCCUCGGCGAGUUUGGCCACCUCAUUGCCAACGACCCCAACAGCAGCCCCGUGAAGCAGCUGGAGGUGAUUCAGAUGCACUACCCGAUGGUCUCUGCCAGCACGCGCGCCCUCCUCCUCUCCACAUAUGUCAAGCUGGCAAACCUCUUCCCGGAGAUCAAGAGCCACGUGCUUCAGGUGCUGAAGACGUCGCAUUUCCUGAAGAACGCCGAUGCGGAACUGCAGCAGCGCGCAAACGAAUACGUGCACCUCCUCCAGACCUCAAACACAGACGUCGUGCCUGCUGUGCUUGAGGAGAUGCCGCCGUUCUCGGAUGCGCAGACGACGCUGCUGCAGCGCCUGGAGACGAAGCGCACAACCGUCACGGAGAAGACAGGCACCCUCGCCGCACGCAAGCGCCAGGAAGGAAAGAAGAUCGAGCUUGGAGAGGUGUCUGCAGCCGCGCACUCUGCUGUCCCCGCCAAGUCGGAGACCACCGUCAUCAACAACGACCCGUUCUUCGACAAGUUUACGCUCGUGAACGACGGUGUGCUGUACGAGAACCCCGUGCUGCAGAUUGGCGUCAAGAGCGAAUUCCACGGCAACCUCGGUCGGCUGACUGUGUUCUACGGCAACCGCGGCGAUGCGCCAAUGACCGGCGUCACCACCCGCGCAUUCGUGCCAAACGCCCCAGAUGCGCUCUCCAUUGAUGCGCGGCCGAUUGACGCGACGAUUCCGCCCGGGGUGCAGCUGCAGCAGCAGAUCAACGUCGAAUGCGUCACAUACUUCAGCGACGCCCCCGUGCUUGAGGUCUCGCUCAAGUACCAGGGCCGAGCCGUUGUGCUCGCCCUCAAGCUGCCAGUCAUGCUCAACAAGUUUAUCGAGCCGCUGACUGCGCCGAUGGAUGCGCCAACCUUCUUCAAGAAGUGGAACCAGCUCGGCGGGCCCCCGCGCGAGGUGCGCCAGAUCAUCAAGGCAAAGGAGCCCAUUGUCCUUGAUCAGCUCCACGAAAAGGUUGUGUCGUUUGGGCUACCCACCAUGCCCGACAUUGACCCAAAGCCGCAGAAUCUCGUGUGCGCCGGCAUCAUCCACACCACCAACGCGCAGAUUGGCACCCUUCUUCGCGUCGAACCAAACGUCGAGGCCCAGAUGAUCCGGUUUACUGUGCGCGCGUCUGUCGAUGCUGCAUCUGUCAUUGUCUCCAACCUCCUCGUCUCAAACUUCUGAUCAUCGCAUCAUCGUCAUCCUUGGUUGUCGUUGUGUGUCACCUCUUCCGUCGCCGCUCCUCGCUGCUUCUCUGACACCUUCAUCUUCUUGUUCUUUCUGUCGUAGUAGUUGACUUGUUGCUUGCGUGCUUGCUUGCGUGCUGUGAUUACCAUUGUCACGCCACAUCAUUUCCACCUGCGUUUGUUGUUUCUUGGUUUGCUGUUGUCUUGUUCAUUGGCAGUACAAUACACACGGCACUCUCUUGCUUCCACCGGUUGUCCUCUUCUCGUCAAUUACACGCACGCACGCACGCACGCACACAC
Messenger RNA from Salpingoeca rosetta, 3165 nucleotides. Its product is annotated as adaptor protein complex AP-2. Bases 152 to 2863 code for a protein of 903 amino acids. NCBI's taxonomy places the organism in Eukaryota, Choanoflagellata, Craspedida, Salpingoecidae. Gene Ontology annotation, biological process: intracellular protein transport; clathrin-dependent endocytosis. Gene Ontology annotation, molecular function: clathrin-cargo adaptor activity. Gene Ontology annotation, cellular component: AP-2 adaptor complex; membrane coat. The transcript is spliced from 21 exons. The record is from RefSeq and is a predicted model, not a curated record.